Messenger RNA from Neoarius graeffei (lesser salmon catfish), 474 nucleotides. Its product is annotated as protein LKAAEAR1-like. The record is from RefSeq and is a predicted model, not a curated record. The transcript has 3 exons. Lineage: Eukaryota; Metazoa; Chordata; Actinopteri; Siluriformes; Ariidae. The coding region runs from base 1 to 474 and encodes 157 amino acids.
AUGGAAAAGAAGUGGGGGAACAAAAACAGUGUAGAUUUGAAGAAGAUGUGCCCUCAGCAAAAGGCUCGAUACCUAGCCUAUGCUGAGCCCUCCAAAGAGGUACAAGCCUGGAUGGCAGCUUCCCACCAACGUGUUGUCUCUAGACUUGCUCAUCUAAAAGAGAAAGCACAAGGAAAAAAUUCUGUUCAAGAUCUGGAUUCAAAACUGCACCAUGACACACUUAUUGGCCAAUUAAAAGCUGCUGAAGCAAGGAAUAGGAUUCGACAGAUGAGGCAGCAGUGUCAUAACUUGAAGAUGCGGGAAUUUAACCUGAUGAUUUCGAGCCAGGCCAACGUGCAGAGUGCUGUGCGCUUAGAGCUGCUCCUGGCAAAGGAGAAACAGAGGAAUAAUGCAGACAGCCUGGACCAGCUACAGAGACGGAGAGUUGAGGAAAUUCUGGAGGAUGAGAAAGGCCUAACCAUAAUCAGAAGAUAA